UGGACAAAACGCCAUCGCUUUUAGGCUGCUUGAUUGGAUAUUUGCUUUUUUUCAGGCGUGAUCUCAUUUCCUGUACAGUGACAAGCUCUAUUUAUUUAUUUAUUUAUUCAUCUGCCCAGGCUGGAAAUGUACGCGACUGGUUUCGGAUGUUGCCGUGUAUAACGGAGACGGAGACGGAGACGGACGGGAGUUGAUGCGGCUGUCAGAUCUCUCCAGUGCACGAAAUGGUUCGCGAAAGCUACACGAGCGUCGUUCUUUGAUUAAAAGGCGGCCUAGUUUUGAUGUAGCCCAAGCCUGCAAGAGCUGUGCAGAACUGCCUCUCCAGGACGUUUGAAGGCCUGUUGUUGAAUCUGUCCUGCCUGAUAGGAUGUCUAUCACGGACCACAGCCCCACCACCGGGGUCGUCACUAUUAUUGUGAUACUGAUUGCCGUCGCUGCGCUGGGGGCUUUAAUUCUGGGUUGCUGGUGCUACUUGCGGCUGCAGCGCAUCAGUCAGUCUGAAGACGAGGAGAGCAUCGUGGGUGAAGGUGAAACCAAGGAGCCCUUCUUGCUGGUCCAGUAUUCGGCCAAAGGCCCGCGGGUGGAGCACAAGACCAAGCUCACCCCUAACGGUCCCGAGAGCCAGACCUAAGUCCUACCGUCUCCCCUCGCAAUGUAUACGGUGUCGUUUUUGCGGUCUAAAAGAAUCUCGAACCUCGCUGUGUCGCCCCGCACCAACGUGAAACCACAAGCUGAUGAACGGAGACCAACCUAGUGCAUGCGGUUGUCUAGUUGCUUUGACUUGAUUUUAUUUAUUUUUUUCCUCGCCCGUUUUGUGGUGGUACAGAGCCCUGUCAUAAUGUGAAAUCGACGAUCGUCAGCGUUUUGUGCCAUUCUGUUUGUUUGUAAAGCCGUAAACGAGUUCCUAGGCUAAAUCAAGAUGAAGCUGAUUUCUUUGGUGGCGUUUUUACUUUAUUGUUCGUCCAGAGCUGGCUCUGGGAUUAAGAAAUUCAACACGCAUUGUAAUGGACUUUAGAUCCAUGUUAAAGUUUUAUCCUGUUUCUUUAAUCUUAAAAAUAAAGGCCUCUGUUGGCAUCUGUGGUUCCGUAGAGAACCUUUAACAUCCAUUUUACAAAAAGUUCUUUUAAGAAUUGUUCAUUGAUAUUGGCUCUUUUAUGGCAUUGCUGUGAAAACUCCCUUUUUGAACUUUUUUUUUGUUUUUAAGUGUUGAAUUGCAAUACAACAGAAAUGUUUUUUCAUUACAAAUAAGCACUUCAGGAUACCAUAACUUGCCAAAUGAUGUACACUGGCUUUUGAAAGCUCUUACAUUACAUUUAGACAUGUUCAGAAUCAUGGUUAGCACUUUUUAUCCGUAAUGUGACACACAAGUGAUUUUUGUAAACAGCGUUUGCUGGUUCUGGUUUAAACCUGCUAGGAAACCACUAUAAGAAAGAAAGCCGAUGACCGAGGUGAUUACUGUGAUCCCUGAGGCGUUCGUUUUUUGUGGUUGAGCACAUUUCUACGCCGCGAGAAGUCAUUUGAAAGUGUAAAUAUUAUUUUUAUAGGUGGCUUAAUGCAUAACUGGAUACUGAAAAGUCAUUGUCUUGAGUUUUUAACCCGUUCCUUCUCAGUAUUAUUUUUGGUUCAAUUAAUUCUGUUUUUGUGAUAUCGCACUGUUUGCUGUUUGUACAUGUAAGAUGAAAGUGAGAGAAAUUAUUUAUUUUUAUACAGUAUUCAUGCAAAUGUUGUCUAUUGAGGCAAAAUCAACAGUCAGGCGUAUAGAGAGGUAGAUGAAGCCUGAAAAUGCAGCUGAAAUGAUUUCUUUGGUGUUGCUGAAGUUUUCGGGUUCUGUCUCGCAUUUGAAAUCGGCAGAUUUUUUUUUGUGUGUGUGUGCAUUAUGUGCUGUUCAAUAUACAGAAAGGACGGUACACGCAUGUUAAUUUAAUGUGCAUAUUUGAGAAAAGCAACUUUUUCUUAGUAAAGCGCUCGGUAUACUGCUUUUGUCACUCCAGCCAGUGUGUCUGUCCAGUGUUUGACUAAACUGAACAAUAAAACUUCUGUGACUAGGAAAA
This is a messenger RNA of Puntigrus tetrazona (Sumatra barb), 2051 nucleotides long. It is a transcript of the gene snn, whose product is annotated as stannin. Gene Ontology annotation, cellular component: mitochondrial outer membrane. NCBI's taxonomy places the organism in Eukaryota, Metazoa, Chordata, Actinopteri, Cypriniformes, Cyprinidae. The record is from RefSeq and is a predicted model, not a curated record. Bases 368 to 631 code for a protein of 87 amino acids. The transcript is spliced from 2 exons.